AUGAAGUCAUUCACCACUCUCAUCGCCAUCGCGCUGGUCUCAUCCGCACACGCCGCCCCCUGGGGCCACCUAGGCGACUUCUGGGGAAUCUUCAACCCAACCAAAUGCCUAAACCAACAAACAGCCCAAUACCUCGUCGACGGGUUCGGCGGGCUGAUCUCAAACUACACGACGGCCGACGCGGAAAAGUACCUAGGGGACAACUUCACCGAUGUUAGCGACAGCAUCAACUCAUUGUCCGGUCAGCCCGUGGGCAGUGUGACGUUCCCCAGCAAACAGGCCUUUGAGGCCGGGCAGGGCUCUCAACCGCAUGUGCCGUUCCAAUUGCUCGCCAUCGACGCCGUCACUUGUGAUACUAUUGCUCUCCGCUGGGUCGUGGGUCUUCAGCCCGAACCGGCGAAGGGGAUUACGAUCCUAAAGGCCGAAAAUCCAAAGCAGCAAAAGGAUACUUGGCAGAUCAAGACGAUUUAUACCGAAUUUAACAGUAUUGCUUGGUUGAAGGAUAUUGGUGGGAAUGUCACGUUGCCGAGUUUUGGAUGA
Exophiala dermatitidis NIH/UT8656 is the source of this 540-nucleotide messenger RNA. RefSeq lists its product as uncharacterized. The transcript has a single exon. NCBI's taxonomy places the organism in Eukaryota, Fungi, Ascomycota, Eurotiomycetes, Chaetothyriales, Herpotrichiellaceae. The record is from RefSeq and is a predicted model, not a curated record. The coding region runs from base 1 to 540 and encodes 179 amino acids.